Messenger RNA from Oncorhynchus gorbuscha (pink salmon), 8033 nucleotides. RefSeq names its product myotubularin-related protein 3-like. Lineage: Eukaryota; Metazoa; Chordata; Actinopteri; Salmoniformes; Salmonidae. Gene Ontology annotation, molecular function: protein phosphatase binding; metal ion binding; phosphatidylinositol-3,5-bisphosphate 3-phosphatase activity. Gene Ontology annotation, biological process: dephosphorylation; regulation of autophagy. The coding region runs from base 362 to 4459 and encodes 1365 amino acids. The record is from RefSeq and is a predicted model, not a curated record. The transcript has 23 exons.
UAAUAUUGGGUUGGCGAUUCGCAGCGAUGGCGACUCGACUCUUAUACGGGACGUAUUGAAACUGGCCUCGGAUAUGACAAAUGUAUUUCCUAACGUGUAAUUUAUUGCAAACCCAGUGCACGGAUCUUCAACUGGAUCAUUAACGUUUCUAUUGUCAUUGCUUUAUCUCUGCCUACUGUACCCACCAGCACAGCUAUAUUUACCAGGGAAUGAAAAGGUCUAUUGUAGAUCGAAUGUUCCUGCGAAAAGAUCAUCAGGAUUGCACCUCAUCUGUUGCUUGUUCUCUUUUGACUUAGAUUUGGGGUCCAUUGAAGAAGGCCUGUGUUCCUUGUCCAGUGACCCACACUCCUUCACAAGGGCCAUGGAGGAGGAGGGGCCGCAGAGCAUGGAAUGUAUCCAGGCCAAUCAGAUCUUCCCCAAGAAGCCCCCAGUCCUGGAGGAGGGGAGCCUGCAGGUGCCCUUUCCCGAGCUGCAUGGGGAGUUCACAAAGUACGUGGGGAGAGCGGAGGAUGCAAUCAUCGCCAUGUCCAGCUACCGCCUCCACAUCAAGUUCAAAGAGUCCAUCGUAAAUAGUGACAGUUGUUGUGAGGUGUCAGUCCCUCUGCAGCUCAUAGAGACUGUGGAGUGUCGUGACAUGUUCCAGCUCCAUGUCACCUGCAAGGACUGUAAAGUCGUCAGGUGUCAAUUCUCCACCUUAGAGCAGUGUCAGGAGUGGCUGAAGCGGCUGAACGCUGCGGUCCGCCCUCCGUCUUGCUUGGAGGACCUCUUCUCCUUCCCCUUCCAUGCCUGGUGUGUGGACGUGUAUGCCGGGGAGAAGGAGCAGCACGGGGAGCUGUGCAGGCCAGGAGAGCAUGUGACCUCCUGGUUCAAGAAUGAGGUGGAGAGGAUGGGCUUUGACACUCAAAACGCCUGGAGGAUAUCUGACAUCAACAGCAAGUUCAGGCUGUGCUCCAGCUAUCCGCAGCAGCUCCUUGUGCCAGCCUGGAUCACAGACAAGGAGCUGGAGAACGUGGCAGCCUUCCGCUCCUGGAAGAGGUUCCCGGCCGUUGUGUUCAGGCACCAGAGCACUGGGGCUGUGAUCGCCCGCUGCGGCCAGCCGGAGGUCAGUUGGUGGGGCUGGAGGAAUGCAGACGACGAGCACCUGGUCCAGUCCAUCGCCAGGGCCUGUGCUGUGGACUGCAGCUCCCGCAAACACCUGGCAAACGGAUCCUACAUCAAUGGAACCAAUGGAAUCAUCGGCACCAAUGACCUCGUGGACACUGACUUCGUUUCAGAAUCGUCCCUGACGAACAGCUCGGAGGUAGAGACGCUGGCCAUCCAGCCACAAAAGCUGCUGAUCCUGGAUGCCAGGUCCUAUGCAGCCGCUGUGGCCAACAGGGCCAAGGGAGGGGGCUGUGAAUGCCCAGAGUACUACCCCAACUGUGAGGUGGUGUUCAUGGGCAUGGCCAACAUCCACUCCAUCCGCAAGAGUUUCCAGUCCCUGCGCUUCCUCUGCACCCAGAUGCCCGACCCGGCCAACUGGCUGUCUGCUCUAGAGAGCACCAAGUGGCUGCAGCAUCUAUCUCUGCUGCUGAAGGCUGCCCUGCUGGUGUUGAACGCUGUGGACCGCGACCACAGACCUGUUCUGGUGCACUGCUCUGACGGAUGGGACCGCACGCCCCAGAUCGCUGCCCUGUCCAAGCUCUUGUUGGACCCAUACUACCGCACCAUUGAGGGUUUCCAGGUGCUGGUGGAGACUGAGUGGCUGGACUUUGGCCAUAAGUUUGCUGACCGCUGUGGCCACGGGGAGAACUCAGAGGACCUGAACGAGCGCUGCCCGGUCUUCCUGCAGUGGCUGGACUGUGUUCACCAGCUCCAAAGGCAGUUCCCAUGCUCCUUUGAGUUCAAUGAGGCCUUCCUGGUGAAGAUGGUGCAGCAUUCCUACUCGUGUCUGUUUGGCACCUUCCUGUGCAACAGUGGGAAGGAGAGGGAGGACCGUCAGGUUCGGGAGAGGACCUGCUCCGUGUGGUCACUGCUGCGACCAGCCAACCGCGCCUUGAGGAACAUGCUCUACUCCUCCCACUCCGAGACUGUGCUCCACCCAGUGUGUCAUGUACGUAACCUGAUGCUGUGGACGGCAGUCUACCUUCCCAGCUCUUCCCCCACCACGCCCUCUGACGAGUCGUGUGCACCCUAUCCUGUGCCAGGUGCCAACCCUGAGGACACUCCCCUGGGCAGACGUCCGAAGACCCGUUCCUUCGAUAACUUGCCCAGCGCAUGUGAGCUGGGGAGCUCGCUUGCCCCCAACCGGCGCUCCAGUGACCCAAACCUGAAUGAGAAGUGGCAGGACCACCGGCGCUCUCUGGAGCUCAACAUCGCUAUGGAGCCUGAUGGAGGGGGAGCUCAGGAAGGGCGUGCUAACGGCCAGCCUGGAGCAGCAGGGCCUCAGGCAGGCACGGCCGACUCUGAGCCGGAAGACAUCCCUGAAGGAGGGCAGAUUGAGCUGAGAGACAGAGCCUCCAAGGGGUUGUUAGCAGCAGGAGAAGAGCUUGAGCUCUCCAUUGAGCUGGCUGUGGCAGAGGGACAGAUGGAGAACAUUCUCCAGGAAGCAACAAAGGAGGAGGUUGGUGCCGACACUCAGAGAGAAGCUGACGCUGCUGAUCCUCCUAUUGCCGUGGCUCAAACUCUAUUUGAUGCUAAUGUUAAUGGAAGAGAGAUGGAGAAAGAGGCCAGCACCAGUGAUGAUAAGGCUGAUAAACAAAGUAACAACAAUGGGGCUGAGAAUCAGACGGAGGCUACUAUCACGAAUGGGCAUCACCCAGAGAAGGGCACAGAUGAACCUGAGGAGGAGUCUAGUGUCUCUCCAGGCAGUCCCACAGACGUUCCAGAGGAGCAGGAGGUGGACGUUCCAGAGGAGCAGGAGGUGGACGUUCCAGAGGAGCAGGAGGUGGACGUUCCAGAGGAGCAGGAGGUGGACGUUCCAGAGGAGCAGGAGGUGGACGUUCCAGAGGAGCAGGAGGUGGACGUUCCAGAGGAGCAGGAGGUGGACGUUCCAGAGGAGCAGGAGGUGGACGUUCCAGAGGAGCAGGAGGUGGACGUUCCAGAGGAGCAGGAGGUGGACGUUCCAGAGGAGCAGGAGGUGGACGUUCCAGAGGAGCAGGAGGUGGACGUUCCAGAGGAGCAGGAGGUGGUAGAGAAGCAGGAAGAAGUGCUGGUGAAGCAUGUUCUGGAGAACCGUACUGCCCAGGAGGAGCCAGACCACAACCCUAGCACCAGCACCCCCAGCCCAGCUCACGCUGCCCUUAGAACUAUGAUCAAUGGCUUUGGAGAGAGGACACCAGUGGCUGCUGAGAAUCACCUUCCACCAGAGCUGAAGUCCAGCAGACAUCUCUCAGAGGUCCUAGUGCAGGCUGACAAGAGGGCCUUCCUCAUGGAGAGCUCAACAGAGACUCUGACUGAAGAGGCCUGCACCAGGCCAGAGGCCCCAGGGCAGGUACCCAUCUGUGCAGGCCCCCAGCCCUGCUCUGAAGGUAGGAGUCAACCCCCCUGCCACAGGAGAGUGAACGGGGAGGCAGAGCCAGAGCAGGGGGCACCCAGGACUUCACAUGGAGGACACAAGCGGCCCUCCGUCAGUGCCUUCCAGUCUUUGAGUGCUGAUCCCAGCAGGGAGGGACAGUGUAAUGGCGAGAGCUUGGAGGGGGAGCCCUGCAGUGGCCCUCACUGGGCCAAGGUGAAUGGGGAGCGGGCCCCACUGAGCCGCCAGGUGUCCCUGGCCUCCUGCAGCUCCCUGACCCACCACCGCCGGGGCAGCUGCUCCCAGCACCGCUGCCUCCAUGCCCUACUGGGGCGCCCUGCCGCCACACCCAGCCCCGAGCAGCCGGCCCGCAGUCACCUGGACGAUGAUGGGCUGAUGCUCCACACAGACGCCAUCCAGCAGCGGUUGAGGCAGAUCGAGGCAGGCCACCAGAUGGAGGUGGAGAUGCUGAAGAAGCAGGUGCAGGAGCUGUGGAGCCGCCUGGAGAGCCAUCACCACGCAGCGUCCCUCAGGAUCAACGGAGAUCUGGGAGACGAAAUGACCUCAAUGACAGACUCUGAGUAUAACCUGGAUGCUAGCUGCCUGUCCCGCUGCAGUACAGAGCUCUUUUCCGAGGCUAGCUGGGAGCAGGUGGACAAGAAUGACACUGAGGUGACCCGCUGGUACCCGGACCACUUGGCAGCCCAGUGCUACGGGUGUGAGAGUAGGUUCUGGCUCGCCACCAGGAAGCAUCACUGCAGUGACAGGGAGCCUGUCCAAGAGGUCUGGAACUGUGGGAAUGUAUUCUGUGCCAGCUGCUGCGACCAGAAGCUACCCGUGCCAAGCCAGCAGCUGUUUGAGCCCACCCGUGUUUGUAAGACCUGCUACGGCAGCCUCCAGAUCAAUACAGCUCCCAAUCCCAUGGAACUGGAGCUGGAGGAACCCAUCACAGCCAGCUCCAACUAGGGCCCUGGGAGGGGCAGGGCCGAGCCCCCCAGCCAAUACUCAGCUAGCCACUGACACGGUCAGGCACUCUACUGAUGAGCUCAGGAGCUGCAGAAUGUCCCAUGUACGUGUUUGCUGCAAAAUAUGGAUUUUCAUGUAUAUAGGUCUGCAAUGCCAGAUGUAGUGGAGGAGGUGAACAAGGUGUUUUUGCUAGAUGCUAAGCACUUUGAAUGGUGGUUAUGCACAGGAAUGGAUGAAUGGACAGAUUGAUGGAAUGGUGUGUGACAACACACAGAGGACUGCUGGUAGUGUUUGUCGAUGUGGUGUAGGACUGGGGCAGCGAUAGAGCAAGGAUAGCCUGUCUGGUCCCGCUGUCCAGGGGUGGCACGAGAGGGUCAUCUCCGAAUGAUGCUGCAAAGUCUUCUUGAGGGCUUGUGUUCAUAAAAAUAAAAAAAACACUUAUAGUUCUCUUACAGGAGUGGUACCAUCAUCCAUCCCCUAGGGACUUUUCUGAAGCUCCAGUGCUUCAGAAACCACUUCUAGUGUCCAGAAUAGGGCUGGACUGUGUUGGCAAGACCUUCCAUUGACUUCUGGGGAACACCUGGAUGAACUUGGGCAGAAUUUCAACUUGAUUUAUGUGUCUGAAGUUAGGACUCUGCCCUAAGCAGGGAGGGUAUUUGGGAGUUACUGAGAUCUAACAAGUGUUAGUUUUUGAAUUGCAUCAAAGUAUGAAUCCUCUCAUAGCUGGUUCCAUUUUGCAACUCUCUUGGCGUGAAUAGGUGCCACACACUAAUGGUAGACGGUGUAGAUAAUGUUGACAGCUGGUAUUAUGACAGAGCUUCUGAACCAAUGGCGCGUUCAAAACAACUGGGAACUCAGAUCAAUCAUGUCAGUGAUCGUCAGGUCGGGAAGUCAGAGCUCUAGAAAGAUGCCUGAAUGCCCAAGUUGGAUGACUGUUCACAGAGAUUUUUACCAGUCGGAACUAGUUGUUUUUCGAGUUUCCAGUUGUUUUGAACGCGGGCAUAAAUUUAAUUUGACAUUGUCACUUGUUUUCAGAGACCUAAAUAAGCUCGAGGAGAGGCUAUGGAAAUGCAUUAAUUUACUCUGCCCAUCACUUCAAAUUACGAUGUCAUGGAUUGAACAUGACAUCACGUUCAAUCCAUCACAACCAGAGUUUAAUAGGAAGUGGUGUAAUGGUUGUCAUGGGGUCACUAAGGGAUGUGCUUUAGUCAUGUUACUGUAUCAGUGUCCUCCUGUGAUGACAGGAACUCAUUUACCAAUGUGUCCUCAUCUGCAGGAUGGGUGAAUUAUUACCCAACACUGACUGCUUAUUUAGUAACUAACUUCCUUGAACAUAAUGAAACAGCCCUAAAAUAUAAAGUUGAGUCAUACAUGCAUCACAAUCUAUCCCUUUGAACAUCCUCAACCACCAUUGCGUCAUGUCCUAUAUAAACCGAGGAAGUGCUGGAUAGUACGAGGGGAUGAAAUGUAUAGUACUGUGUCUCUGUGGAACAUCCAGUGUUGUUCUCUUAGCUGGUUAGCUCGGUUUUCUCCUGCUGAAUUGAGAAGUCACUUAUUUCAUCUCUCUUCAAUAAACUCCUCUCAGAUACAUUUUUGUAACAUAAAUAAUAUAUUCAGAUAAGUAUAUAGCGUUUAAGAAACGAUGUAUAGAAGAAUCCUUUUAUAGUGGCUUACCAAAUUAGUCACCAUAAACCUUUACAUUUGCAUCUUUCUUUUGCUGAUUGCUGAAAAAAAAACGAAUUUCAACCUGUUGGAAACAGGAAUCUUUUAUUUUUUUAAGGAGGCAUGUUCCUGUUUUGAUGCUGCAGUGGUUUUCCAUUUUAUUGCGAUCAGUACCUGUUUUCAUUAUUUAUUGAUGUUGUAUUCUUGAAUUGCUGUCUCAAAUUUAGACAAUUACAUUGCCACAGGAUAAUCAGUGUUUAUCAGUAGUGGAUCUUGAGGGCCAUGAGAAAAGAUGGCCCAAAUCGAUGAGAUUCCCAUGCACUGACAGAAUGGUGGCCAGAAACAACAACCUAAUACUAUACCCCCACCUCCCACUCACAUAGGUCACGCAUACCCCACUCAUAUACAGUACAUGUACACACUACCUCUACCAUACAGACAGGAGCUUCACACACUCAUACAUGCACACAGAUAUUCUCACUGUGCUUGUCGUAAUUGAUAUUUGCUUUUCAGAUGUUCGCCAUCAAUAUUGGCCUUUUGUUAUGAAUGAUAUUUGGGUUUUAUGAGAAUUAAAUGUACAAAUACAACCCUAUACGAUGUCAAAUGAUAUCCUUCAAGACUGCCAAUCAUUAAUAAUGCCACUUGUCGUACUAGCAGGACACAUGAAUCACGGGAUUUCAGCAAUUGUUAUUAUUCACAACUCUACCUGAUCAGCAGACUGUGUGAAAGAGCCAUGCAUAGUUUGGACAGCCAUCUUGUAAAACCAUCUGAGGGCUUAGACCAAACUCUUGACUGUUGAUCUCUUUCAAUGACCCCCUGAAUAGCUUAUACUGUGUACAUUUCAAUGGCUGGACUAAGUGGUCCAUAGCUUAAGAUCUCAAAGCCAUGUGGGUCUUUCUGGUCAUACUUUCCCAAACUGAGGUUUGACAUUGAGGGCUAAAUUAGGUCCAGAGUAAUGCUCCUUUAGACACUCAUUUACUUCUGGCUUCCAUUAGUGUCCCUGUCGCACUCUGGCAUGGCGAGGCUAGAGGCUUUGUAGGGCAGUUUCACCAUUAGUUGUUUUGCAUAGCAUUUCAGUUAAAGUAGACACUGCCACAGAAAUACAUCAAACAAUAAAGCUGAAAAUGAGUCUGUUCUAUUCAGUAUUAUGUCACCCACAGAAGGACUCAUGAGGGAUGAGCCUGUUUUUUUCUUUUGGUGCUGUUGUGGGGCAUAGCUGGAUAUGAUGAUGGGAGUAUGUGGAGGGGUUGGAUUUACACAUUGUCUGUCUGGAGGAGCCCUUACACUUUGUCCAGUUGGGUUUUUGAGUUAUUUUUGAUCUUCUUUGGCUUUCAUUUCUCUUCCCUCGUGUGAUUUAAGAAGCUGUCCAUCACGUAGUUCCCCAUAGGAGGCAUGCGUGCAAUGGCCCAGGAAUCCGGUGUAAAUGCAAGUGUUUCCGAGUGUGUGUGUGUGUGUGUGUGUCAGAGGGAAACUGGUGCCAAGCAGUUCUUAUACAGGUCUUUAACAAAGCAGUGGAGUCUGAGAGACGGCUCAUAAUAAUGGCCUGACCAGCGCAAAUGGAAUGUCAUCAAAUACAUGGAAACCAUGUGUUUAAUCUAUUUGAAACUAUUCCCACUCCAGCUAUUACCUUGAGCCCGUCCUCCCCAAUUAAGUUGCCACCAACCUCCUGUGUAAUAAAGGGAUAAAUAAUGUGCUUUUGAUUUGUUUUCCUCCUUUACCGUGAUCUUUAACAAGCACUUUCAACCUUCUCAUGUAUCGUCGGUCGCAGAGGACUUUGUAGCUGUUUCCUGUAACAGGACAUAGCAGUUUCUUGUAACAACAAGUGCUCUUUUUGUUUAGAAUGUUUAUUUUUGUUUUGUUGAAUUUACUUAAGAGCAUUACAUUGAUGUAGAAAUAAAGGAAAAUAAAGUGG